AUGGCGCCUUAUAGGAGGAGUAAAAAGCCGCCACCCGAAGGAUGGGAGUUGAUCGAGCCAACAAUCGAAGAAUUGAACAGGAAGAUGCGUGAGGCUGAAACUGACCCUCAUGAGGGAAAACGUAAGGUUGAGGCUGAAUGGCCAAUAUUUCGCAUUCAUCAUAAGAGGUCUCGGUUCAUUUAUGACUUGUAUUAUAAACGAAAAGCUAUUUCUAAACUGUAUGAAUUCUGCAUCAAAGAGAAGAUAGCCGAUGCAAAUCUGAUCGCCAAAUGGAAAAAGCAAGGAUACGAAAACUUAUGUUGUUUAAGGUGCAUCCAAUCUAGAGAUACAAAUUUUGGAACUAAUUGCGUAUGUCGAGUACCAAAGUCAAAGUUAGAAGAAGGUAAAGUUGUUGAGUGUCAAAGUUGCGGUUGCCGUGGCUGCUCUGGCUAAUCAAUGAGUCUGCAUUAGUACAAUGUGAGGAUUCCGUUGGAAUGGAUGCAUCCAAAUCAGUCUGGUUAUUUUGGGUCUUCAAUAUCUAGCAGUACAUAAAUGAACAAUAUUUAAGUUCUUCGUUCAAUAUUUCAAUGCUGUUUAUUGAAUUAAGAUGAUAUCGCUCCUCAAAUUUUGAUUAUGAGUGCAUAAUUAUUUCUGGUAAUACGGUAAUCAAUUAUUCACCUAAUGUGUCUGUUGAAUGUACAAUGAGAUUUUUGUGUUCGUAAUUUUAUUCGAUUCAGGUACUGAGUUGAUAGAAGUAAAAAUCACACUCAAUUUUAUGUUUGCUCAACUUAAUAUUGAUAAUUAUUUGUUAGGAAUUUUACAUAUAUAAAACGGCUCAUUAUAUACAAUGAUCUCAUUUCAAGAAAACCCUCCUCCUAGCUAACAUACAG
Messenger RNA from Schistosoma guineensis, 869 nucleotides. Lineage: Eukaryota; Metazoa; Platyhelminthes; Trematoda; Strigeidida; Schistosomatidae. The record is from the annotation of a GenBank genome assembly.